This is a messenger RNA of Salpingoeca rosetta, 1247 nucleotides long. RefSeq lists its product as uncharacterized. Gene Ontology annotation, biological process: endoplasmic reticulum to Golgi vesicle-mediated transport; retrograde vesicle-mediated transport, Golgi to endoplasmic reticulum. The coding region runs from base 33 to 1106 and encodes 357 amino acids. The record is from RefSeq and is a predicted model, not a curated record. Gene Ontology annotation, cellular component: endoplasmic reticulum; COPII-coated ER to Golgi transport vesicle; endoplasmic reticulum membrane. NCBI's taxonomy places the organism in Eukaryota, Choanoflagellata, Craspedida, Salpingoecidae. The transcript is spliced from 11 exons.
AUCAGCGAAGACAAAGGAAGGACGACGAGACGAUGCGGCGGUUGUCGAAGCGGGAGCGCUUGCAGGAGCAGGUCAAGUCCCUGGACGUAUUCAGCAAGGUUGAGCCAGACACUGGCAUCACACAGUCGUCCACGUCGGGUGCAUUAGUGACUCUUGUGACUGCAGCCAUCGUGUGCGUCCUGGUGUGGAGUGAGAUUUCAGAGUACAACACCCUCAAGAUCAAAUAUGACUACUUUGUGGAUACUGACCUGCGCAGGGACAUGAACAUGACGGUUGACAUGACUGUUGCCAUGCAAUGCGACCAUAUUGGCGCGGACUACAUCAAUCUUUCGGGGGAGUCGACGGACGGGAGCAAGUACCUCAAGCUGGAGCCGGCACACUUUGAACUGUCGCCCAACCAGCUGGAAUGGCUCGAGGCGUGGGCGAAGGUCAAGUCUGAGGAAGGAUCGCGCGGGCUCGACUCCCUCAGCCGCUUCCUCCACGGAUCCAUGCGCGAACCAAUGCCCACCGCUGCGCCCGAGAUUGAUUCGGAGCCCGACGCGUGCCGUCUCCACGGCGUGCUGCCCGUUGCAAAGGUUGCUGCCAACUUCCACAUUACGGCGGGCAAGAGUGUGCACCACAGCCGCGGGCACAGCCACGUCAACAGCAUGGUCCCGCCAGAUGCUGUGAAUUUUUCGCACCGGAUUGAUCGGUUUUCGUUCAGCGAAGAGCCGCGUGGCGCCAUGGCCCUUGACGGUGACCUCAGAACAACAGAUCAACCGCGGCAGGUGUUCCAGUACUUCCUUGAAGUGGUUCCGUCGACGACGCAGCGGCUCGGACAGCGCCAGCCGUUCCGCAGCAACCAGUACUCUGUCACGGAGCAGCACCGCGUGCUGAAGGAGGGUGCGCGCGGCAUCCCGGGCAUCUACUUCAAGUUCGACAUCGAGUCCAUCGGCGUCAGCGUCAGCGAGGAGCACCCACCCCUGUCCCGGCUGCUGAUUCGCCUGUGCGGAAUUGUCGGCGGUAUUGUCGCCGCUUCAGGCAUGCUGCAUUCGUUUAUUGGCUGGAUUAUCAGGACUGUAUCGGGCAACAAGACGCCGGCUGUUGCUCCUGCCGCUGCCUCCUAGACUCUCUUUCUCCUCCUGCCCAUGUCACCCUUUCAUUGGCUGUUAUGACGGUUGCCAGUUGUGUGCGUGGUGGGUGGUGCCGCCUUUUCUUCCUUCGGUGAGCCACACCCACAGAAACACAAAUAAAAGCCACAACCCAGA